AUGCUACCCUCACAGGGUGUCGACAAAACCUCACCAGAUGAAUUCUUUAUACGUGACAAGUGGAUUGGGAAAAGGAUCAGCUAUUCUGCAAACACUCUGCCUCUAUGUGUCAUCCUUGCUCGCUGCGAUGAAGAGAUAGUACCUAUUGAAUUUCAGAAAUUUUAUCCAUCGUCGUCCCUUUCAUUUCAGCAAUACAUUCGAAUUCCUCUACCUGACCGCUCGUAUGCUCUGUCGUCCUUUACCUCAGAACGUUGGUUCAGUAAUGAUGUACCUGACACACGUACCAUGGGUGAGCUGUGGAAGCUCCUCACCAGUCGUCCUCUACCAACAUCUGGCGAAUUAACAAGAUUGUAUGGCGACUUCGGUCAGCUUUGGCUGAAUGGAGCUCGAUCCAUUCGUGAUCCUCGAUUUAACUCUGGGAAAGAACGGCUACCUCUAUGGGUACUCACUGCAUGGCAUGAUAUGGUUAACUUUGCCGAAACACAGAGCAGUUUGGAGAAAGCGUACCGAUCUUUGCAGGAGCUGAUAAAGCAGAAACCAGUUGCAAAUCACUUCCCAACGGUCGACUCCGUGUUCAGAAAUGUGAAAUGGAACCAGAGUUUCAAGCACGGCGGAGUUACUAUUUCUGCCUACGAGUUCGCGCCUCUGCUGAGACAGGUCAUGCUCAGUGAUACAGUAACUCAAGGUAUGAUAUCGUACCUCCAAGAUCGCCUGUUUCGAGACCCGGUCCAGCGGCAGAACCACUAUAUCUGUGGCACCGGAUUUUCCAGCUUCAUUUCAGUAGCGGAAAAGAGAAACAGAAUGAGCGCGCGUAUCUUGAAAGAUAUUGAAGAUGCAGUAGCUCGAAACGCAACUCUACAAGUAUGGGUUCCUGUCCUGAGGGAGAAGCAUGAAGUUGUGAUAAAGAUAGACUUCGGAGCUAGAACAGUUGGAUAUGGAGAUACCUUGCCCGGUUUCUCCCCUCCAAGGGUUGUUGCCGAACACAUACGCAGUUGGAUCAAGCUUCGAUACAAGAUCAAUUUUUCAUGGGUUGGGAAGGCAAGUGUAGAGCAUGGGAUACAAGAAGACGGCAUUUCUUGUAUACCGGGAACAGCAAACAUGAUAGCUCAUGCAAUCUGGGGAGAUGAGUUAUGGACCAUAAAGGAACGGAUGCUUGAUCGAGUCAGAUGGUUUGUGAAUUUGACAACAGUAAGUACAACAAUAACUGCAAGGAGGCUAGUUUGA
Molecule: messenger RNA, 1224 nt
Organism: Lentinula edodes (shiitake mushroom)
Lineage: Eukaryota; Fungi; Basidiomycota; Agaricomycetes; Agaricales; Omphalotaceae
Exons: 2
Coding region: 1-1224 (407 amino acids)
Source: RefSeq, a predicted model, not a curated record